This is a messenger RNA of Paramormyrops kingsleyae, 5448 nucleotides long. Its product is annotated as secretory carrier-associated membrane protein 1-like. Gene Ontology annotation, biological process: protein transport. NCBI's taxonomy places the organism in Eukaryota, Metazoa, Chordata, Actinopteri, Osteoglossiformes, Mormyridae. Gene Ontology annotation, cellular component: trans-Golgi network membrane; recycling endosome membrane. The record is from RefSeq and is a predicted model, not a curated record.
AGAAACCGAACCUGACGUCACUUCCGCUCCUGCCAUUUUGCUGCUGAGGGUCGCCUUUCCAUUGUGGCAGCUGAUCGAGGGCGGUAGCGCUUAUGUAUUAAACGUAGAUGAGAAUAUAAUUUGUAAGGAAGACUAUAGUUUGAACACGGCAGAUAACGCAGGAUGUCGGAUUUCGACAGCAACCCAUUUGCAGACCCGGACUUUAGCAAUCCGUUCCAGGAUCCCUCAGUGACUCAAGUAACACGGAAUGUCCCCCAGAGUUUGGAAGAAUACAACCCUUUCACAGAUGCCAGAACGGCCCCUCCAAGCACAGCCCCAAGAGUGCCGCCGACAGCGAGCACGCAGCCUGCCAUCAUGAAGCCGACAGAGGAGCCUCCCGCCUACUCCCAGCAACAACAGUCACAGGAUCAGGCCCGCGCUCAGGCUGAGCUGCUGCGGAGGCAGGAAGAGCUGGAGAAGAAGGCAGCCGAACUGGACCGGCGGGAGAGGGAGAUGCAGUCCCUCAGUGCCUCAGGAAGGAAAAACAACUGGCCUCCUCUUCCAGAGAACUUUCCUGUUGGCCCCUGUUUUUACCAUGAUAUUGCUGUAGACAUACCUGUAGAGUUUCAAAAGACCGUCAAGAUAAUGUACUACCUAUGGAUGUUCCACACGGCGACGCUGUUUGUGAACAUCUUUGGCUGCCUGGCCUGGUUCUGCGUGGACAGCACACGGGGAGUGGACUUUGGCCUGUCAAUGCUCUGGUUCAUGCUCUUCAUGCCCUGCUCCUUUGUCUGCUGGUACAGGCCGCUGUACGGAGCCUUCAGGAGUGACAGUUCCUUCAGGUUCUUUGUGUUCUUCUUUGUAUAUAUCUGCCAGUUCGGCGUCCAUGUGCUGCAGGCCAUCGGCAUUACAGGCUGGGGAGCGAGUGGCUGGAUCUCAGCCCUCACAGGUCUGAACAAAAGCAUCCCUGUGGGCAUCAUGAUGAUCCUCAUCGCAGCACUUUUCACUGCCUCCGCCGUUGUUUCACUGAUCAUGUUUAAAAAGGUCCACGGUCUAUACCGUACCACUGGUGCCAGCUUUGAGAAGGCGCAGCAGGAGUUUGCCACGGGCGUCAUGGCUAACAAGACCGUGCAGACGGCAGCUGCCAACGCUGCUUCCAGUGCGGCCCGGGGGGCGUUCAAGGGAGGUCAGAUCUGAGUGACCUCAGGAUCUCUGCUGCAAUCUCCCUAGACCUCGGUGAGCAGACCCACACCACACCAACCCAGGCUGUGUGGAGACUUCACUGAACCCUAACGCUUAAUAAACACUCCCUUUUGAAGGGGAGGAACAACUCUGAUCCCACCCCUUCCAUGUCAUUCAGCAUGUCUUUAUGAUCGAGCCCCAAUAUUUUCAAACUUGGUAAAUGAGCUAAGAAAACUAAGCGCAAAAGCUUGUCACUUUGAGUCACAUCUGUAGUGGUCCUAAUUAGUAUUUUCAGCCCCAGUUGGUUAUAACAUGACUAGUGUUGGUCUGUGGAGGGAGCUGGUUUACCUUGCCAUACUGGAAGGAUAUCAGUGUGUGUUUAUAAACUCUGAAGGUUUUUUUUUUUUUUUUUUACCAUUUCAUUCAUCCUAGUACAUUUCAAAAAUCUCAAAUGGCUAUAGGACCUGGAUGGAAAAUCAGGCCACUUUAAUGUUAAUGUUGACCCGUCGGCUGACUAGUUUACCAGGCUUUGCGUAAAUUGCAUCAGAAUGGCUUGAUAAACUAAAAUGUAAAGAGAACUGCAGGUUGAGUCAGCCCUUCUGCUUGUCCUUCAAGCCUCUCAGAGCUGGACUUGCUUCUGCUUGUGGGCAUGCUGGGUAAUCCCAUAAUGCUGUUUGUGUGUGUGUGUUUGUGUGUUUGUGUGUGUGUGUGUGUGUGUGUCAGUGUUCCCACCGCAAUGUAGAAGUUGGAGCAGGCAUAGGGAAGGCAGAUGGCAUCCUGCAUCAUGUUUUGUGCCACCAUUUCUCAUCCUUUUUUUUUUUUUGUAAUUUUUUAAAAUGUUAGCCAAAUGUUUAGCAUUAACCUAAUGUUUACAUGACAGAUGUCUGUUACGGGAGUAGCUAAUAAGGCUAAUAUAUUAUAAUGGAGAGACUCAUUCUGACGUUCUGUGACGGUGGCCCAGUCGCUGCAGCCUGGCCUAUUCUGUAACGUGCUUUACUUCCAUUGCACAGCUGCCCUCUUGCCAAGGCAAUGUUGAAUUUGUUUGCUGGCUGAAAAGUUAUUGCUGGUUCUCGCUGCGCUUGUCAGGCACUUGCCUCCCUGCUAACAGCCCCUGGUUGAUCAGGUCUUAUUUCUGCAAAUAAAUGAGAACAGUCAGAUUUAAUUGCAGAAGUAUAGUAGUCUGCUUCUUAGAGGUGAACAUUUCUGUGGUGCGUUUAUUAAAAACACAAGCCCCCCCCCCCCCUUUUUUUGGUUAUGGCAAACACACAUUGCUUCAGAAUCCAAAGCUCAUGCGUUAAGGCUGCAUCAGAAAAACAAUUGUGCUGUUUGUUGAUCAAGUUUGCAGGACCACACUUCACGGGAGUCCCUCUACAUCGGCACCUACUGGCUACAUCAUGGUCAUUGUUGGAGUAAUUUUAAUUGGCUGAAAUGGUGUGCAUGUUUAUGUAAGAAUACUCUUUCUUCCAGGAAUAAUGCCCCACCUAAUGCAAGUAAGAGCAUAAUAUGUUUAUUGGUAUAUUAAAAAUCAUUAUGGCUUUAGUCUAUUUGCAAAACAGAACCCAUUUAUUGUAGUAACCGGUCCUAGAUUUGAAAGAGUGGUUCAAAGUGAAGCGAUUUCCCUCUCAAUAUACUGCUUUAGCUGUGAUAGUUCCCUUCAGAUGGCCCCCUGAUGGGAAGACCCUGUAAAUAUUUGUGUGGUGCUUCCUCUGCAGUCUUUCUGAAACCCACAAUUCACUAUUUGAAAUCCUGUGUGCUCUGAUGUGCCAGAUGCUUUUGUGUCGAUGCAUUUCAUUGGCUAAAAGGAUUUCUAAGGAUCUAGGAUCCUAAAGUCAUAGUCUGGCUGGGUUCUAGUGAUCAUCCACCCACUGACACCUGUCAUAUGGCUUAGUGUCUGUGUACUUGGGAAUAGGCAUUGUUCAUCAUAUUCUACAUGUCUAACCAGUGGGUGAGAGUGUUAUUUGGUUCUAUGCACACCUGUGCCCAAAUAUAAAGUUUGUACUGAUUGCAUUAAUGAAAUAAAACGCCAGCCUUUUCAUAAUGAACAAAAAUUCAAAGGUAUUUAAAACCAGGAAUGCUCAGGACAUGUAAAUUAAAUGCAUGAGAAAAUGUCUAACAUAGUCCCCUGAACUAGGGUGAUCUGCACGAUUGAAUAAAUAUUCACCGCCAAGUUUUUAAAAAAAGGUCUCAGAAGUGAUAUUAUGACUGCUGUCCAAACUGCUAAACGUUUUCACUGGGCAGUGAAAUCAAAUGUCAGGAGUGUUUGGUUUAUUUAAUUUAUUUAAGGGUAGGUAAAUAUUUCAUGGCUGACAUAUGGGGGGGGGGGGGAAUAGAACUCAGUAUAGCCAUUUCAUGCUGUUUUGUAUGUGUUUUUUUUUAUUUUUUUAAUUAGUAUUUGGUAACUUGAUUAACUGGGCAAUGGGGGAGGCUAAGAUUAUUUUUAACUCAGUAUUUUUGCUUGUUUUUCAUUUUUUCCUUCUGUCUGCCACAUAUGCCCAGCUCCCCCAGGAUCUUACCUGUAGGGCAGCAACUUAAUAUCUUAAUAUACCUUAAUAUCCAGAUCCUCUGGCUGUCAUUGUGAUUACAGUAGAGUUUCUGAAAGUCAUGCGGAUGUGGUCAUUGUUAGAACAGAGGCUUGGUAUAUGGUGUCAUUAACUCACUUAAGUGUGAGAAUUUAAAUUAAAUAUUCUUCAAAAAUGAAUUACAACGUGAACCUGCCUGGGUCACCACAUUUUCAGCUCUGUAAACUGCAGAAGCUCCCCUCCACAUUAGUGAUUAUUUUACAGAUUUCUCUGUCCUCAAUUUCUCUGCUUGUCUGUCUGCUAUACUGCAGUAAAUCUUGUUUAAAAAAUUCCAACAAUGUACAUUGAUGUUCCUUUUGCCCCACAUUUUUUAUAAUUGCUCAUUUGAAAAUUUAACUGGAAAUUCCAUUCUGUGUGAGGAUUUCUUUUCUUUCUCAUCAUUGCUUCUAGUUUUACUUAAUUUUAACUAAUAAUGUGUGUAGUGGAACAGCACUGAAAGUACCAAUGGUUGUAAUGCAGAUUAUGGUGUUGUCAUUUACCAGUGGACUAAGGGAUGUUUGUAUAUUUUGUAAAUUUGGCAGUGUCCUGUACAAAUGCACUCUUGUCUCUUUCCCUCUUGCAUGUUGAGUAGUUUAAGUUUUGUAUAUGUAUUUAACACUAAAUAAAAUGCAACUACUUCACUCAAAAAAGUACCAUUUAUUUUUCCAAUGCAGACAUGGGUCUUGAUCUUCCUUUCAACACAGAUGCCAGUUUGCAUACAUAAGUGAGAACUGUAGUCUCACAUUCCACAGUUUACUCUUUUGCCCUGUUUUUUUUUUUUUUUUUUAAGUGUAGAAGUUGUGUGGUUACUGUUGCCCGUGAGUGCUUCUGUGUACUUUCGAUUUAUUUGUGGAAGUAUAUUAGAGUACCUCCCUCCUUAGUUAUAGGACAUGAAAGCAAAAUAAAGAUGACGACUGUUAAAUUGACGCUCUAACCAAGCUAAUAUGGGGUUCCUGAGGUAUUUAUGGGUGCAAUGUUUGGGUGGCUUCAAAAAUGUUCCUUUUGAAACUGCGUCUGUAAAUAUCAAGCUUCUGUUCACUCUGUUCAUAGUGAAACAGGAAGGUAGAAACACUAAAAGAUUUCAGUUUAUCUAGGUUAUUGUUGUCACACAGUCUCUCCUGGGUUUUGUUACCUAUAAGUUUUACAUAAACUUGUGUGUAACCUAGAUAUGGUAACCUAUAGCUCAUACAGGAAGACUUAUGGGUGAACGUGUGUAUUAAUUUGACUUGAUCCAUUUGUAUUUAAAAAUUCAAUAAAAUUAUAUAAAAUCAUUUAAAUUGGUUACUGAAGAGCAUUGACCUAAUAAUGUACUUAAUUGGACUUGUGGAUCUAUAAUUACACAUUAAGAGCCAAUGUGUAUUUGUAAAGCCUUCUUACCAGGAAAAAAAGCUUAAAAAUGUCAAGCUAAACAAUUGUCUGAAUUUAAUGAGCAGCAAUGAAUCGUAAAGUUAUUUAGCUGGAACAAAAACCACCAUCUAUAAUGAUCUCCCAGGGCAAAGUUUGUGAACUAAUCAGAAAAGGGAAACGGAAGCUCCACCAUCAGUAGCCAGUAGAGGGCAAUGUGUCCCUGGAAAAAUACAGAUUUUUUUUUUUUGGAAUUUUUCAUUUAUACAGGUUGGUGUUGCUAAGUACCACUGUUUUGUAUUCAUUGUAGUCAUUUAUUCCUUUGCUUUACAUAUGCAUUUGAGAAAAGUCCUUGUUUGGUCAAAAUAAACCACCACCAUAACCA